Messenger RNA from Mesoplodon densirostris (Blainville's beaked whale), 825 nucleotides. Its product is annotated as protein SET-like. Gene Ontology annotation, biological process: nucleosome assembly. The record is from RefSeq and is a predicted model, not a curated record. NCBI's taxonomy places the organism in Eukaryota, Metazoa, Chordata, Mammalia, Artiodactyla, Ziphiidae. Gene Ontology annotation, cellular component: chromatin; nucleus. Gene Ontology annotation, molecular function: chromatin binding; histone binding. The transcript has a single exon. The coding region runs from base 1 to 825 and encodes 274 amino acids.
AUGUCGGCGCCGGCAGCUAAAGUCAGUAAAAAGGAGCUCAACUCCAAACACAACAGGGCCGACGAGACCUCAGAAAAAGAACAGCAAGAAGCAAUUGAACAUAUUGAUGAAGUACAAAAUGAAAUAGACAAACUUAAGGAACAAGCCAGUGAGGAGAUUUUGAUAGUAGAACAGAAAUAUAACAAACUCCGCCAACCAUUUUUUCAGAAGAGGUCGGAAUUGAUCGCCCAAAUCCCAAAUUUUGGGGUAACAUUUGUUAACCAUCCACAAGUGUCUGCACUGUUUGGGGAGGAGGAUGAAGAGGCGCUGCAUUAUUUGACAAGAGUCGAAGUGACAGAAUUUGAAGAUAUUAAAUCAGGUUACAGAAUAGAUUUUUAUUUUGAUGAAAACCCUUACUUUGAAAAUAAAGUUCUCUCCAAAGAAUUUCAUCUGAAUGAGAGUGGUGAUACAUCUUCAAAGUCCACUGAAAUCAAAUGGAAAUCCGGAAAGGAUUUGACAAAACGUUCAAGUCAAACUCAGAAUAAAGCCAGCAGGAAGAGACAGCACGAGGAACCAGAAAGCUUCUUCACCUGGUUUACUGAUCAUUCUGAUGCAGGUGCAGAUGAGUUAGGAGAGGUCAUCAAAGAUGAUAUUUGGCCAAAUCCAUUACAGUACUACUUGGUUCCGGACAUGGAUGAUGAGGAAGGGGAAGGAGAAGAAGAUGAUGAUGAAGAGGAAGAAGAAUUGGAAGAUACUGAUGAAGAAGGGGAUGAGGAUGAAGGUGAAGAUGAUGAAAAUGAAGAUGAGGGGGAGGAAGGAGAGGAAGGUGAAGCAGAAGAUGACUAA